AUGGAUGUUUUCCACAUGUCAUCGGACGGGUACUUCGUCCGUACAUGUCCCCCUGCUUCGUCCGUCGACGUUUAUGUGAUCCACUACACCGGCGACAUAUACGACCCCGACCUUAUCCUAUACAAGGAGAGCGGCCGCUGGCGCGGUAGCAGCCGGAUAAAAAUCGGGCCCUCCGAUGACGCACAAUUCAGAGCUCUUGAAGUUCAUGGGGUCGUAAUCGAGGGCGACCAAUUGACCCAACUGUGCAACGACUUGACCCUCACUGCAUCAGACGGUCAUAAGUACUGUCUACUAGCUAACAGGAACGGGAUCUGUUACCUGUCAGCCCAUCCGUAA
Linum tenue is the source of this 336-nucleotide messenger RNA. Lineage: Eukaryota; Viridiplantae; Streptophyta; Magnoliopsida; Malpighiales; Linaceae. The record is from the annotation of a GenBank genome assembly.